GUAGAAAACACUAUUUUUCAAAAAUAUAACUCAAAACUCUCGUAUUGCAGCAUUUCCACUUCUUGUUCCAUUCAAAACCAUUAGGGCCCAACAAAUAUUUAACAAACAAUUCUUUUACUUAUAAAAAACGUUAAAAGAAGUCAUACCGUUAUCUUUUCGCUGAAAUGGCAUUUUCCAAACAUAUCAAAAUUUCAUUUUGACUGCGACCAAAUUACGAGGACCGGGAACAGAGCUAAAUAAAUGAAUUUCAAACAUACGGUUCACACGAUGCAAGUUUUUAAAAUCAAAGGCCUUUCAGCUUCUCGCGUCUGUGCUUUUUAAAUACACCUGGAAGUGGAUCAAGUUUUUAAAACCAAAGGCCGAUCAACGUAAGAACAUUUUCUUUUGCAGACUGCAGUAACUGUGCAGUGUUCAUGGCGGCGGUAAAGAAAGAGCCGGUAGUAGUACCCCUGAAGCUGUUGAUAGAUGAGAAGAAUAAUCGAGUACUGGCUGCGGAGGCUAGCAAGGACUUCGUUGAAAUACUCUUCAGCUUUCUCACCUUCCCAAUGGGAACCAUCAUCAGACUCAUCACCUCUGCAAAGGAUGAACCCACAGCUUCUGUAACAAUAGGGUGCAUGAACAAGCUGUACACGGGUAUUCAAAACCUCAGCAGCGAGUACUGGCAGACAGAGUACUGCAAGAACAUGCUUCUCAAUCCAAGAAAUCACCUUGCCCAAUAUAAUACUGCAAGAAGUUGAAGAUUAACAUUGAUGAUUCUGGGUCCGAAUACUCUUACACCUGUGGCUACACGGCCUGUCCCUAUCAUAGCAUGUACAGAAAUGUUAGGUGCUUAUGUGGAAGGGGGAUGACCACACAAGAGAAGCCGUCAGUUGAUUCCAGCUCCUCAAGUAAUCAGGGUGCAGCCUUUCUGAUGGGGGGAAUAGAGUUCUUAAUCAGUGACGAUUUACAGGUCAGGCCUGCCUCUCCGGCAGUUCUUGCUGAACUUAUACCCGACCUCGGUUCAGGAGAUUGCAGUGCAAUGCCAAUAAGGGAGAUGCAUCUUGAUGUUUCCAAGGCUCAGGUAAUGUAUCACCGAUAAAUUUGAUAACCAUCUAUGUAGCAGGGAAACUCUUGGGAAGGAGUAUGUUUCCGUUUUGAAAACUCUAAGAAAAGUUUUCAAAAACUUUCCAAACAAAACAAGCAUUUUUUGAGCAAAAGUGACAAUUUCCUUUCUGCAAUUUUAUUGAAAACUCAUAUGGGAAGAUUGAAAUUCGUCAGAUUCUGUCUAAAUUGUCUGAAUCAAUGUGUCAUGGGCUAUUAUUUAGCCAGUAGGAUGCUACAUACGAAGUACUCCGUACCUAAUUAUAUACUGUUUGCAGGUAAUCUGUCUGCUAGCAUGUGCUCUGGUUUCGGAGUCUCCCUUAAGUGACGUCUUUCUGGCAAAACAGCAAGCGGGAUCCAGCAUAGCUGGAAUCCAAAUGAAGCAGCUGAAACUUGGAACUACUUUCUCAUCCUCACCAGCUGCUGUCCCAGUUAAGGAGAAUGGCCUUACCGUUAAGCUAAAAGUAACUUGCGUCAAGUCUUCAAAAGAGAUAUUGUUUGGUGAAGCGACAGAUGAGUUCUUUGAUUUCUUGGGCACCUUUCUAACCACUCCUAUAGGAUCAAUGAUAAGUGUUUUGGAAGGGAAGUCGGGAUUAACAUGUAUGGACAAUUUGUACAAGAGUGUGUCGGAUUUGAACCACAAAUGGUUUUGUUUGUCGGCUAAGAAAGACUUACUCAACCCCGGUAUUGCCAAUCAUCAUAACUGCAAAACGCAGCCUCUCACAUCUAUCAGUCCCGUAUCAUAUUCUGAUACUUAUUAUCUGAUCAACCCGAGGGGGAGGGAUAAUUUUGCUGUGGAACCAUCAGCGUUCUUGGUCCCGGAUGAUCUUAACGUGAAGCCUCUUUCGGGUGCUUCCAGUUUCCUCUUACUCAAGGGUUUGGGUAUCCCCUUCAGCCAGACCGAGGUGCAAUGGCUCACCGUGGGUACCAAAGAGGCUUUGAGCUUACUGAAGGCUGCUCUGACAUCACCAUCAUUUGCUCUUACAAGCGGCUUAGGUCCCCUUUUGCAGAAUCACACACCCUAAACAUAAACGUAGUAUGUCCUUUGGAGUAACUUCGCGAGAGCUUCAGUUUUUCAAAUGAAAACCUACCUUAGCAGUUCAGUAUGUUUUCACCAGCAUUUCCAUUGUCUAAAUAAUGCAAUUCAAGUACAUGUUUGCUCUCGGGCUGUGCUUUAUGUACUUCCAGUUCCAGCCCAACUCAACUUUGUUUCGAAUCCUGUA
Messenger RNA from Cuscuta epithymum, 2303 nucleotides. The record is from the annotation of a GenBank genome assembly. NCBI's taxonomy places the organism in Eukaryota, Viridiplantae, Streptophyta, Magnoliopsida, Solanales, Convolvulaceae.